AUGUCUGCAGAAUCGAACUUCUCUAUCGCCAUCGUCGGCGGCGGUAUUGGCGGUCUCUUCGCCGCUCUGUGCCUCAACCACCACUGCCAAGGUAUACUCAUUUCAGUCGACGUCUACGAACAGGCGGCAGAAUACAAGGAGAUUGGGGCAGGCAUCGGUGUUGGCAUCAAUGGAGUACGUCUCGCACAUAAGAUGGGCCUAGCAGAACGACUGUAUGCUCUUUCCGGGAACCCCGAAGGUAAAGCCUCUGGUCCAGUAUUCAGGCGAUACGACAAUGGCGAAGAGCUCUUUCGGUGGCCUUUACCACUGAAGCCCGGUCCGAUUAGACUGGCAUCUUGCUCGAGAAGUGCGUUGUUGGACGUUCUGAAAAGUGCGGUUGAGGAGAGGAGCGCUGCCAGGCUGCAUACUGGGAAGACUUGCCAGAAAGUUGAGGAAUAUGGCGACAAAAUCAAGAUCAGCUUUGCUGAUGGGACGACCGCCAAGGCUAACAUGCUCAUCGCCUGCGACGGCAUCCACUCGGCCAUCAGAAGCCAGUUCGUUUCCGACCAAGCUACUUAUUCAGGUCAGAUAGCCUACCGCGACAUCAUCCCCAUCUCCUCAAUACCCAAAUGGCCAUACGAAAACUAUGCCACUAUGUGGCUUGCGAAGCACAGUCAUUUUUUCGUCUACCCGAUCUCGCAGGGCAGGGAGCUCAACGUCAUCGCAUUCACCAACACACCCGAGACGGAAGCAGAUAAGCUCGCCGAAAGCUGGACGACAACAUGUGAGCGAGCUGAUGUUCAGGCGGACUUCCCAGAUCACGAAGAGACUGUGCAGAUGAUCAUACGUCUUAUGGCUGGCAAGCCGUCAAGGUGGCGGAUCAAUGAUCGGGAGCCGUUGAAUCAGUGGCACUUCAUGGGCGGCAAAGUGGUCUUGCUGGGAGACUCUGCCCACUCGAUGCUGCCUCACAUGGGAGCUGGGUCAGGGCAAGCGAUGGAGGACGGCUGGGUGCUAGGCCGAGCACUCUGCGACCACUUCACAGGUACUUCGGAGCUGUCAGACCUCCAAAGUGUGGUAAAUCUCUACCAGUCCGCUCGGCUUCCACGAGCACAGAAGGCCCAAGCUGCGAGUCGACAAGUGGGCAAUACGUAUGAUUGUCAGACGGAAGAUUUGAUCGAUUUGACAUUUGACGAGUGCUGCCCGAUCAUCGGGGAGAGGAUUGCAGCGGCGAUGAAGUGGGUUUGGGAUGAGGACUUGGAUGUGUGUUAUGAGAAUGCUAGGGAAAAGAUGGCUCCCACAUAA
This is a messenger RNA of Zasmidium cellare ATCC 36951, 1281 nucleotides long. RefSeq lists its product as uncharacterized. NCBI's taxonomy places the organism in Eukaryota, Fungi, Ascomycota, Dothideomycetes, Mycosphaerellales, Mycosphaerellaceae. The transcript is spliced from 2 exons. The record is from RefSeq and is a predicted model, not a curated record. Bases 1 to 1281 code for a protein of 426 amino acids. Gene Ontology annotation, molecular function: FAD binding. Gene Ontology annotation, biological process: secondary metabolite biosynthetic process.